This is a messenger RNA of Enterobius vermicularis (human pinworm), 1302 nucleotides long. Lineage: Eukaryota; Metazoa; Nematoda; Chromadorea; Rhabditida; Oxyuridae. The record is from the annotation of a GenBank genome assembly.
AUGGCUCACUGGUUCCAUCGUAAUCCCAUCAAAGCGACGGAGAAUGUUAAUUUUGACUUGAAGUCUAUUUUAUCAGGUCCAACAAGUCGCAAAAUUUGCAAUGAACUGCGAUCUCGAAGGGAACGUUUAGUGGAAUUCUUUAGGAACGCUAGCUGUGAUAUGGCUGAAGUUGACGAAGAGUUUAGAUUAUACUUAUCAGCUUUUUCUGGUUUUUUAGUUCCGAUUGGUAAUGUUGGAGGCGAAGAUGUUGGGAGCAAAUUAGCUCCAGUAAUUUCAUUCAAGUGGACCAAUUCAAUGCUUGGAUCUACGGCUUUUAAAGUUAGUGACAGCUGGUUUGAAGCGGCUAAUAUGUGUGUAAAUAUGGCUUUGUGGUUGGCAAAACAUGCGGCAUGGACUGCUGGCAAAGACGAAGUUCGAGAGGGUGAAGCAAAACGUGUUCAUACAGCCUUGCGACGCGCUGCUGGGAUGUUUAUUUUUUUUUUUUUACUUUCACGUGAAAUUUUGCGUGAAUCUUCAAUAAUACUACCAAAAUUUCUGGUUACUGACUUGGCAACAAUUCGCGGUUCUGAUUUUGACCCAUCUGUUCUCAACGCUUACAUUAAUCAGUGUACAGCUGAGGCUCAGGAAGUUACUGUUGCAAGAGCAAUUGAACUGAAGCAUCGUCCUGCGUUAAUAUCAGCUUUGGCUCACGAAACUAGUGCAGUCUUUUUAAAAGCAGAUAAGUCUCUGGAACGGUUGGAUCAGAAUGUAUUUGGAAAGUGGCGUUGGUACCUGCAGUUAAAAGCUCAGGUUUAUUUGGCUUAUGCAUAUGCUUUCUUUGGUGAAAGUCUUUUGGCUGAAGAUAAGUGUGGAGAAGCGGUUCGUGCUUGCAGAGAAGGGUUAUCGUGUUUUGAAAUCGCGAAAAACUUUUCUGCGAUGUAUAUGAAGUCACAAGGACCAGGAACACCUGCGAAACCCGCUACACACUUGUUUUUCCGUCGUGUGGAACCGCUUUUGAAACGUCAUUUAGAAAAAGCUGAAAGGGAAAACGGUUUUAUUUACCACCAGAAAGUUCCCGACGAUUGUCCUUCUUUAGAAGAAAAAGCCACUUUUGGUUUAGCUCAGCCAGAACCAUUCUCACUCCCUUCUCCAAGCCCGGAUUGGUCUGAAUCUGUGUAUGCGUCUUUUGACUUGUCAAAAGCUUCGAUGCCAGAUUUUUCAAAAAUUAAAAAAUGCAAUAAAGACCUUCCUCUCGUAAAAGAAGAAAAACUUUAUCAAACAGAAAAGGAUCAGGACAAUCGAAGUGGUUGCACGAUUUCUUGA